AUGGCCGACACAGUACCGGCAAAGCUCAGGAGCUUGCAGCUCGCGUCCUUUGCGAAGCGCGCCGCUCAGCUUGAGAAGUUCAAGCCCAUCAUCACGUAUUGGUUGCGCUUCUACAUAGUUCAACGAAUCAUUGCCGGUGGACUGCACUCGGCUGAUCAGGAAUGUACCGCCUACACGACCGAUCUCAUGGAGAAGCUGGAGCAAGCAAAGGCCGAGAACCCGAACGAGGAUGCUUUGUUGGAUGACACGGUUGCGAGCGCAUACUGUGAACAGUUUGCUCUACAGACUCUCGCCAAAGCAGAGAGGGAGAUGGCCGAGAACAGGGUCAAUGGGCAGACCGCUGAUACCCUCCUCGCGGCAUCGACCUUCCUCGAGGUCAUGUCGGUAUGGAAGAAUAACGACCCCGAGAUCACUUCCAAGACCAAGUUCGCCAAAUACCAUGCGCUGCGCAUCGUCAAGGCCAUCAAGGCCAACGAAGACCCGAACGCGACGAAUCCCAGACAAGAAGCACCACAACAGGCCAUGUCGCCGUCUGCGCUAGAUCCAAAUGAUCCAGAAGUACGGAGCAUAAACCAGGGCGCGCCACCAGAGAACCCAUACCAACCAUACGUCGAGACGGUGCCCAAUACUACUCAGCCAUCGCCCAGUCUGUCUGCGCGCCAAGUGUCGCCGCCAGCUCCCAAUCUCCCUUCCGCGCCCACGGGUUACAACCAAUCAUCGCACAACGAUGUCUCGCCCAUGUCACAAUCAGCAACCUCAAGGCAGGGCUCCGUCGUCUCAAUCGGCGGCGGAUACUUUCCAAAGACCGACCCUCCUACCUUCACAUCAGAGACAACUGCGCCCGGGCUACCUACCGCGCCCAUGGACGUCGACCCUAUGACAUCUUCCUUACCAAACAGCCCUGCACCACAAGUUCCAGAAGCGGCAGACCCUGCAAGCUUCUACCAGAACCCUACGUCUCCUCCACCCCAAGCCCCCGAGCAGCCACCUCAAAACCCAUACCAAUCACCUCCACCACCCCAAGUGCCUCAGAAGCCACAGAGACUGUCCUCAAGCUUCACAGUCACUCCACAACAAUCUCAGAACGUUUUUACAUCGCCCGUGGUGUCCCAGCAACAGCACCAACAACAAAACGUUUCCUCGCAGCCCCUUCAGCAACAAUACUCGUCGACAUCUCACCAGAAUCCGUACGCCCAAGCACCAGGACCUCCUCCACAGCAGCAGCUGUCAUCGCAGGGUCCGUUCAGGGACGAUGAAGAUUCCAUCAUGGCAGCCACAAAGCAUGCGAAGUGGGCUAUUUCAGCGUUGAAUUUUGAAGACUCCACAACGGCUGUCAAGGAGUUGAGGGCAGCACUACAGGCUUUGGGUGCGGCUUGA
Molecule: messenger RNA, 1377 nt
Organism: Alternaria burnsii
Lineage: Eukaryota; Fungi; Ascomycota; Dothideomycetes; Pleosporales; Pleosporaceae
Exons: 3
Coding region: 1-1377 (458 amino acids)
Biological process (GO): late endosome to vacuole transport via multivesicular body sorting pathway
Cellular component (GO): multivesicular body
Source: RefSeq, a predicted model, not a curated record